Molecule: messenger RNA, 650 nt
Organism: Anopheles coustani
Lineage: Eukaryota; Metazoa; Arthropoda; Insecta; Diptera; Culicidae
Gene: baf
Product: barrier-to-autointegration factor
Exons: 2
Coding region: 162-434 (90 amino acids)
Molecular function (GO): DNA binding
Source: RefSeq, a predicted model, not a curated record
UUUGUGUUUCUCAAAAAGCAUCAUCACCUUGCAUCGCAUCGAAAGCGGGGAAACGCAAAUUGUGUAGAAGUUAAGCAAACAAAUAUCCAAAACACUGGUCAUCUAGAUUUUCUACUUCAAUUCAUAUUCGUUUGAUUUCUGACCACCGAAAGACCAGCACGAUGUCGAGUACUUCGCAGAAACAUAGAAAUUUUGUCGCCGAGCCGAUGGGAGAAAAGCCCGUCACAGAUCUCGCCGGUGUUGGGGAUGUGUUGGGAAAGCGUUUGGAAGCCGCAGGAUUCGACAGAGCAUACACGGUCCUCGGUCAGUACCUCAUCCUCAAGAAGGACGCGGAACUGUUUAAGGAAUGGAUGAAGGACACAUGCGGAGCAAACUCGAAACAGGCGGCCGAUUGUUACCAGUGUUUGAGUGAUUGGUGUGACGAAUUCCUGUAAAUAGUUGUAGAGCAAUUUUACCACCCUCUCAAACUUCCGCUACCAUGUACAACUAAAUGGCUUUUAAGAGAUAAAUAUUUGAUCGACGGUAAGGUUACAAUUGGCCGCACAAACCGAACCUCUCGUCAUGGAUUGAGGUUUGGGGCGUUCAAAUAACAUUUAAAAUACGGACGAAUGCAUUAUUUUGUAUCAUUAUUAAAGUUAAAGUUUCCACAA